Lathyrus oleraceus (garden pea) is the source of this 1577-nucleotide messenger RNA. RefSeq names its product putative glucose-6-phosphate 1-epimerase. Gene Ontology annotation, biological process: carbohydrate metabolic process. NCBI's taxonomy places the organism in Eukaryota, Viridiplantae, Streptophyta, Magnoliopsida, Fabales, Fabaceae. The coding region runs from base 200 to 1255 and encodes 351 amino acids. The transcript has 8 exons. Gene Ontology annotation, molecular function: carbohydrate binding; glucose-6-phosphate 1-epimerase activity. The record is from RefSeq and is a predicted model, not a curated record. Gene Ontology annotation, cellular component: cytoplasm.
AAUUUAUAGUAUAAGAUCAUAAUAACCAAAGUACGCUAACCCUUUUCAUUUUGUUAUCUUAAGCUUCAUAAAAUCUAAUUCAUUUCUUAUGGUCUUUUUGUUGUUCUAAAGAGUUGGUUAUCUCUGAUUAAUAUUAUAAGACAUAAUUAUAGUAUGCAUAUAAAUAAAUAUUGUGUUGAUGUUGUUAUGGUGAGUGGUGAUGAAGAUGAAACUGAGAUCGUUUUUUGGUUUUUUUGAUUGGUUGCAGUUUGUGGAUUGGAGAAGAGUGAAAGUGAAGCCGUUUGUGAGUAACUCGGGCGCGUUCAGGUUGCAGCAAUCGAUAGAUUAUUCGGUACAAAUGCCUUUGAAUGUGUUUCAAGAUAAAGAUGGAUUGCCAAGGAUUGUGUUGACUGAUCCAAAUGGUUCUUCAGCUGAGGUGCUUCUCUAUGGAGGCCAGAUUGUUUCUUGGAAGAAUCAAAGGAAAGAAGAACUGCUUUUUAUGAGCAGCAAGGCUAAAUGGAAACAGCAUAAAGCAAUCAGAGGAGGUAUAUCAGCUUGUUUUGCAAGGUUUGGUGAAGUUGGUUCAGUUGAGCAACAUGGAAUGACAGGAAACAGAAUGUGGUCAUUGGAUAGAGAUCCUUCACCACUACCUCCAAUAGACAAUCAUUCAUCUGUGGAUUUGAUAUUCAAGUCAACGGGAGUUGACUUAAAGAAACCACAUAGUUUUGAGUUGAGGUUGCGCAUAUCUCUAAGUGCUGGCAAGCUCAUUCUGAUUCCUAGAGUCAGAAACACAGACAACAAACCAUUUUCUUUUGCAUUUUCACUAUGCAACUAUUUAUCUGUAUCAGAUAUAAGUGAAGUUCGUAUUGAGGGAUUGGAGACACUUGAUUAUUUUGAUAAUCUGGUGAACAGAUCAAGGUUCACAGAACAGGCUGAUGCAAUUACAUUUGAUGGAGAGACGGACAGGGUAUACUUGAGCAGCCCGAAUAAAAUCGCCAUAAUAGAUCAUGAGAAGAAAAGAACCUUUGUACUCCAGAAGAAUGCACUUCCAGAUGCAGUGGUAUGGAAUCCAUGGAAUAAAAAGGCCAAGGCUCUACCUGAUUUGGGAGAUGAUGAUUACAAGAUGAUGUUAUGUGUGAAUUCAGCAGCUAUUGAUGUUCCUAUUCUCUUGAAGCCUUGUGAAGAGUGGAAGGGCUAUCAAGAACUCUCUACUGUUUCAUCAAGCUAUUGCAGUGGACAAUUGGAUCCUCGUAGAGUUCUUUAUGGCUUUCAUUGAUGCAGUCAAAUCAAUCAAGAUUUGAUGCACUUUAUAGUAGUGUGCAAUGGAGUACCUUGUCCAUCUUCAUAGGGUUUUACAUUGCCCCGAGACUGGAGAUAGUUGAUAGAUAUAUACCAUAACAUAAAGCCCUUUUCCACCUUACAAUAAUUUGAGAGAAGCUUAGCUUGAUGGCAUGAUGCCAUGACAAUUGCUAAGCAAAUAUUUUGUGUAUUUGUUAAGUUCCAAUGAAAUUCUUCUGAGAAUAGAAACUGGUGAUGCUAUGUAUACAUACUAUUUGUAAAUUAGGAAAAGAACAUGAAUUUUUUCUUUCUUUCUGUCA